This is a messenger RNA of Acanthoscelides obtectus, 888 nucleotides long. Lineage: Eukaryota; Metazoa; Arthropoda; Insecta; Coleoptera; Chrysomelidae. The record is from the annotation of a GenBank genome assembly.
AUGUUCUUGAAGAGAAUGGAGAGAAGAAGCCUCCACCAAUGGGGAGGAAACAAAAGCGACAGCAACGCGCACAGAACUUUAGAAGAACUACCAACGCAAAAGUUAUUGCAGAACUCGCGGAACGCGAGACUCUUUGCUGAUGUUGCGGAUAAGUACGAAGCAUCUAUGUCUGUAGUGCCUGUUAAUAAGACCGUGCCAAUGCCACUCACCACCCGUGGGCUUGGUUUUACAGUAGAAGCAGUGCACCGGAAAUUAGCUUCAGUGCUCGGAGACCAAAUUGCGAAUACAAUGGAUGAAACACAAUUAUAUCGAUACACACUUUGCCAAUUUGCUCUCGCGCUGAAGAAUGGGCUUCCGUACCUGGCCAACACCGAUGUCCCGGUCCGUGAUCCUGGGAUGUACCAGACUACUCGAGAGAUUGAGGAAGUCUACGCCGGAAAUCCGAGCAACUUUGGAGUUAUUGCUGCUUUGAUCAACGCAGUAGGAAAAGUUUCUUAUGAGACCGUUGUUUAUGCACCUUUUGUUCCUGUAGCUGGAUUAUCUCCAUAUCAUCUGACAAUUCAGAACCUUCGCAGUGCAGUUGUUGCUAUGUCAAACCGAGCAACGCCACGCGAAUUGAGGGUCAUUUUCUACGAACAUAACCCAAUUCCUGGUUGCAUCUGGAAUGAGGAACUCGCUGAAGCACAGCCACCUCCUGCCCUCCAUCAAGUCAGAGGACGUAGAGACAUCAGAGAUCGCCGUCAACGUGAACUUGACGCCCGUCGCCGUAUCGUCGAGAACCCCGACUUUCCGCUGCUAAUGCACUCCAUAUAUGGGAACCACCCCCAGUACAGCAAAGUCACCUUUUCAGUACUCCUUUUUGUGAAGCCGAAUUGGAAUGUGCCAUAA